AUGUGCACCACGGGGCACUCACCCACGCCCACGCCCACCACAUGCCCGACGCCCGCCCGCAGGAGACACCGGACAACCUUCACACAGCGGCUCCGGCAGCUGUGUGCCUCCCCUCCGAUGCAUCUUUCAUCGGCACAUUUCCCGUCGCCUGUCCGGCCGGAGGGAAGCUCCACGGGCGCCCCUGGAGAAGCGGAGCCCUGCUGCGCCUCCCUCGGGCUGCUUGCCUUUGGGUCUAAGCUCUCCGGGUCGCUGGCCGAGCAGCUGGCUGAGUUAGAGGCCGCGUUCUCCAAGAGUCACUACCCCGACAUCUACUGCAGGGAGGAGCUCGCCCGCAAGACCAAACUGAACGAGGCCCGAAUCCAGUGUCGAUUCCCGGCGUGCGCGAUCCGUAGACUCAUCCCCCGGGCUCCUGCUGUGAACUAUGAGGUCCCCGCUUUCUCCAUCGCUAAACAACGUCUAAGUUUUAAAUCUGAUUUCCUGGCGGGGAGUGUUAAAACUUCGGCGAGGAUGUCUUCCGCGCUUCCUUCGCCAGGGAGCUACUGCCUCGUCGACGGAGCACGGGAACCUCUUACCUUUAGGGAGAACUAA
This is a messenger RNA of Penaeus indicus, 588 nucleotides long. RefSeq names its product retinal homeobox protein Rx-like. Bases 1 to 588 code for a protein of 195 amino acids. Gene Ontology annotation, biological process: regulation of transcription by RNA polymerase II. The record is from RefSeq and is a predicted model, not a curated record. Gene Ontology annotation, molecular function: DNA-binding transcription factor activity, RNA polymerase II-specific; RNA polymerase II transcription regulatory region sequence-specific DNA binding. NCBI's taxonomy places the organism in Eukaryota, Metazoa, Arthropoda, Malacostraca, Decapoda, Penaeidae. The transcript is spliced from 5 exons.